Sebastes umbrosus (honeycomb rockfish) is the source of this 1855-nucleotide messenger RNA. RefSeq names its product E2F transcription factor 3 (gene e2f3). NCBI's taxonomy places the organism in Eukaryota, Metazoa, Chordata, Actinopteri, Perciformes, Sebastidae. Bases 392 to 1381 code for a protein of 329 amino acids. The record is from RefSeq and is a predicted model, not a curated record. The transcript has 7 exons. Gene Ontology annotation, cellular component: RNA polymerase II transcription regulator complex. Gene Ontology annotation, biological process: regulation of transcription by RNA polymerase II. Gene Ontology annotation, molecular function: DNA-binding transcription factor activity, RNA polymerase II-specific; RNA polymerase II cis-regulatory region sequence-specific DNA binding; protein dimerization activity.
AUCUGAGUUUCGCGCGUAGAAUAUCCUGUCGUGUGACAGCGUUGGGCUCUUUGUCACCUAAAAUAGUAAUUAUCUGCGUUAUUAAUGGAGAUAUUUAAAUUGUAUAGAGAUGGAUACGAGCUGAUAUAUCUUGCACAAGCGGGAGAAAUGAUACGACUGGUAUCAGUCAGUACGGGACAAGAUGAGAAAAAGGGGUUUCCUUGUUUUCGGAGGGCUCUGACGAUUACAAGUACGCUGACGGUGCAUCCCCGGACCCUCAACAACCGGAACCGGGCAGACCUCUCAGCUCGAACGAGUACAGGCAAAGAGAAGACUGGAGCUGGAGCUGGAAACCGGUGACCCCCAGGACCUUCAGGAUGGUGGCUGCUGGACCACCAAAGCCAAGAAGCCGAUGGCCUCUCUGUCACACACAGCAGGAGGAAAGGCUCCCUCCACCCAUCCCGUAGCGUGCAAGUCCCUGUUCGAGAGGUCACGCUACGACACCUCGCUCGGUUUCUUGACGCAGAGGUUUGCGGAUAUGCUGAACCGCUCCGCCGACGGGGUGUUGGACCUAAACGUAGUCGCCCAGGAGCUCAACGCCCCUAAGAGACGCGUCUACGACGUCACCAAUGUCCUGGAAGGGAUCCAGCUCAUCAAAAAGAAGUCCAAAAACUUCGUCGAGUGGCUGGGCGGUAAAGUGAACCUAAACAUAGAUCAAGAGCUAAACGCUCUCGUCGAGGAGGAGAGGAGGCUGGACGAGAUGAUCCAGAACUGCACGCGGCAGGUUCACCAGCUGUGUGAGAACCAGAACACUCAGAGAUUUGCCUAUUUGACUUACGAUGAUGUCCAAAGGAUUCCCAGCUUGAAAGAACAGACUGUGAUCGUGAUCAAAGCCCCCGCAGAGACAAAACUGGAGGUGCCUCACCCAGAAGAGAGCCUCCAGGUCCACCUCAGCAGCACUCAAGGGCCCAUCGAGGUGUUCCUCUGCUCUGAUGACCCCGUCCCUAUGGAAGCCACGGACGGCUCUGUGGACAAUGGCAGCCACUUAAACUCGUCCGCCAAUGGGAACAACUACACCCCCCUCGUGCCUUACUCGUCCUUCGUCCAGAUGUCUUCCAAUGACAAUGCAAUCCGUACUUCGGGAAUCGGUAGUAUCUCCACCCCGCCGUCCGAGCCGACACAACACUCAUCACCGGUUACUGUCACCCCCGUCUCCCCCGUGCACACCUCCCUCCAGCCCCCCUCUGAAGAUCAACAGAGCUUUGUCAGCCUCACUCCACCGCUAGCUUUCUCUCUCGGUGCGGAGGAGUACCUCCUUAGCCUGGCUGAGGAUGAGGGCAUCACUGACCUCUUCUCUUCUUUUGAGCUGGACCAGUUGCCCCUGGAUAUGCCCAUUCUCUGAGCAAGCGGUUUUGGAAAUUCUAUCAUUUUGGAGGCAGUUGCCAUCUUCUCACAAAUGGGAUAUCAAGGGGAUACAAUAAAAGAACACAGUGCUGAUCUGAAUGUGAGUUUUUUUAGAUUUAAAUAUGCCUUUCCUGGACGAUGUGACUGGGAUUUACUGACGCUCAGGUAUGUGGAGGAGUGAGAUCUUUUUUAUGGCUUCCUUCUUGUCUUUAGGACUCGGACUGACCUGCAUGCUGUUAAACAAAAACACUGUGUUUCAGAGCUUUAAUCUGUUGCAUUGUUGGUGUUGGGCGUCUUUAAGUGUCCUUCUCCGAGGUCUGAGCAUUACUGUCUCAACGCAGGACUUACUGUUGACCACGUCACUGGAAAGAUGACAGUUUGUAUUGUGAUCACAUAGGAGCCUUCACAACAAAACCUGGUAAUUUAGACACCAUUUAGUGUCAAGAAAUGUUGAUUAAAAGCAUAAAAACUA